AUCGACCGCCAAGAAACGAACACCAAGAUGCCGUCCAUCCGACCCCUGAGCCCCGAGCUCCAGAAGACCGCCAUUGAGAAGCUGAACGAGGUGCCCAACAAGUUGGACGAUGACAUUGCCGCUCUGAGAGAUUGGAUUAAGCAGCAACCGCACUUGAAAGCCCGCACAGAUGAUCAGUUCCUGGUGAACUUCCUGCGCGGCUGCAAGUUCAGUUUGGAAAGGACCAAGGCCAAGAUCGACAGGUUCUACACACUGCGGACCAAGUACCCCGACUUUUACUUGGGUCACAAUGUGGAUGUAGACAAGGCACUGGAGAUAUUUCGAUUGGGCACCAUCGUGAUUCUGCCACGUCCUCUAAACGAUAAUGGCCCACGUCUGGCUCUACUUCGCUUAGCCAGCUACGAUCCAAGCAAGUACACCUUUCAGCAGGUGAAUCUAGCCGGUGGACUCAUGCAGCAGAUCAUGCUCGAUGAGGAUGAUGAGGCCAUUGUGAAUGGGUUGAUAACCAUUCUGGAUAUGUCCAAUGUCACCACCGGGCACUUCCUGCAGAUGACGCCGUCUUUCGCCAAGAAGAUGACCGUCUUCCAGGAAGAGGCCCUGCCCCUUCGCCCACAGGGAAUCCAUUUCAUCAACACGCCCAGUGGAUUUGACACCAUCUUCAACAUGAUCAAGCCCAUGAUGUCCAAGAAGCAACAGGGACGCCUCUACGUUCAUGGAACCAAAUGGGAAGCCCUCUACAAUCAGAUUCCCAAGAAGUAUUUGCCCGUGGAGUACGGAGGGGAGAACGGAUCCAUUCCGGAGCUGCUGCAGCAGUGGGAGCAGCGUAUUCUGGCCUACCGCAAUUACUGGGAGGAGGAGAAGAACUACGGCACCGAUGAAAGCCUCCGGGUGGGUCAGCCCGUGGACUUCGAGAGUCUCUUUGGAUUGCAGGGCUCCUUCCGGCAAUUGAAUGUGGACUAAAGUGUGCGUCCCUUCGCCAAAUUGCUAAAAAUAGUCUUAGCCGUAGCUCUUAUCUUAGGUAACAGAGGUAAAGGUUGUACAUGAGUUUAACGUGAAUCUAAUCGAUUUUGAUAAGCAUAGCGAUAAGAGCAUAAAAGCAAACUAAAGCUUAACACAGCCUGCAAUAAAGGUAGUUAAUUUUGCAUUCAA
Drosophila teissieri is the source of this 1149-nucleotide messenger RNA. Its product is annotated as alpha-tocopherol transfer protein. Gene Ontology annotation, cellular component: membrane. The record is from RefSeq and is a predicted model, not a curated record. Lineage: Eukaryota; Metazoa; Arthropoda; Insecta; Diptera; Drosophilidae. The transcript has 3 exons. The coding region runs from base 28 to 960 and encodes 310 amino acids. Gene Ontology annotation, molecular function: phosphatidylinositol bisphosphate binding.